Molecule: messenger RNA, 4849 nt
Organism: Helicoverpa zea (corn earworm)
Lineage: Eukaryota; Metazoa; Arthropoda; Insecta; Lepidoptera; Noctuidae
Gene: Pak3
Product: serine/threonine-protein kinase PAK 3
Exons: 2
Coding region: 202-1692 (496 amino acids)
Biological process (GO): regulation of axonogenesis; intracellular signal transduction; protein phosphorylation
Cellular component (GO): cytoplasm
Molecular function (GO): protein serine/threonine kinase activity; ATP binding
Source: RefSeq, a predicted model, not a curated record
UUUCUUUGCGACAUUUGACAGAUGAUAAAGUGGCCGCCGUCCUAUGGUACGAUCCGUCCGUGUAAAAAGCCACUCCUAUCAUAGUUAAAUCGAAAUUCCGCCUUUGCUGAAAGUGUCUUACAAGAAAUGUAGGUUUUGUGUUUUGAAUACGUGACAGUGAUAUGGCUUAAUUGUUGAGUAGACAAGCAGUAAUCAAUCAAAAUGAGUGGGCGAUCGAACCGUGGUGUGUUUGGGAAACUUUUCUCAAAAAAGCAACCAAGAGAAAGAGAAGAGCGGGUGACUGACAUUGGUAUGCCCACAGAUGUGAAACAACAUAUACACGUUAGUAAGAACUCAGAAACGGGUCUGUUGGAAGGAUUGCCGACGUCCUGGUUGCGGUUGUUGAACACACAGAUUACGCCCGCCGAACAAAAUGAGAACCCUGACGCGGCCAUCCAGGCCGUUAAGUUCCACAUGUACACAAUCAAGAAGGAGAAGGCUCCCGACGAGCCAUUCAAGCCGUUCCUCACUGACGAGGCUAUCACUGAGGAAAAUAUAGAAAUAGAAAAGUUGCUAGAUCAGAAGAGUAAGAACCAAAGCCAGGAUUCUGAUCUAUCGAUCGGCCAGAGCAGUGAGGAGGAGGUCAAUGACAUAUUCUCUCAGAGGCAGACCAUGCCUGCUGCUCCUAUUAAGCAUAGCCUGAAGAAAAAGGAUGCUGUUAUGGACCUGACAGCUAACGUAGAAGACUUAUCUCUUAUUGGAAACGAUCCUGAGGAGAGCCCCAUACUGAGGAAGAAGGAGCUGAUAUAUGCAACUCUGAAUGAUGAGCAAAUAUAUGAAGAGUUGAAGAAAAUAUGCAAUAAAGAUGACCCGUACGUCCGGUUUGAAAGGAUUAAGCAGUUGGGUGCUGGUGCUUCAGGUGUGGUGUUCGUGGCCAUAGACAGUAAGGACAACUCUAAAGUGGCCAUCAAGGACAUAGACUUAACCAAACAAAGCAAGAAGGAACUAAUACUCAAUGAAAUUAAUGUGUUGAAGGGUUUCAACCAUAAGAACUUGGUGAACUUCCUGGACGCGUUCCUCAGUUACGAUCACCUGUGGGUCGCUAUGGAACUGCUUGACGGCGGCUCUCUCAACUACGUCGUGACUGAAGUCGUCAUGAAGGAGGGCCAGAUCGCGGCUGUGUGUCGCGAAACACUACAAGCCAUAGCCUUUUUGCACUCUAAAGGUACAAUACACAGGGAUAUAAAGUCUGACAACGUUCUGCUCGGCAUGGAUGGCACGGUCAAAGUCACAGACUUUGGGUUCUGCGCCAACAUCAUAGGGGAUGAGAAGCGACAGACUAUGGUCGGCACUCCCUACUGGAUGGCGCCUGAAGUGGUCACCAGGAAGCAGUACGGUAAGAAGGUAGACGUGUGGUCCUUAGGUAUUAUGGCGAUCGAAAUGAUCGAAGGUGAGCCGCCUUACAUGAAGGAGUCUCCUCUGAGAGCUCUGUAUCUAAUCGCUGCGGUCGGACGGCCGACAAUCCCCAGAUGGGAGAAGUUAUCACCAGAUUUCCAAGACUUCCUUCGGAAGAGUUUACAAGUGGACGUAGAUUUGCGCGCUUCUGCGGACGAGCUCCUAAGACACCCGUUCCUGGACUGCGCGAUGGAACUGAGAACACUGACGCCACUCAUCAAGGCUGCACAAAAGAUUCACCACAAGAACCAGGACUAGACUGGUAAUUGUUCCAUUCCUCUAUUACGUCUACUUGUAACACUUUUAUAGCCUUUUUACAAUUUUGUAUGCUCUUUAUGAAUGUAAUGACUGUAAUGAGGUGCCAAGUUUUGCAUAGUAAUUUACAAGGUUAUUAUGACUGUUAAGUGGACAAUACUAAAACGCCAAUAUUAUACAGGGCAUUAUUUGAGAAAUUUUAAAGGAUUUCAAACAGAUGUUUGGUGGACGGAAAGCAUACUUUAUUAGCUUAGUUGUUUAUUCAUAGAUAGAGCUACACUUUUUUGCUGUACGCAUUUAGCUUAGAAUCGCAAAAUAUUAAUUUUGACGGCACGCUAGGCGCGUAUAGCUUUUGUCUUAUCUGUAGACUCGUAUAGAUACGGUAUCUCCAACUGAUAUAGAUAUUCACACCACAUUACAGUACUCCCUUAACCAAAUGUUUUAGGGGAUAAAUCAAAUUUAUAAUUUUUGUACAAGAAAAUGCCAUAAUUCUGUAACGUGAGUUGCAAUAUACAAAUAAGGCUAUUCGGCUAAGAAUUUAGUUACUUAAUAAUAAUUUAAUCUGUCCAAAAUUAAGUAUUUUUCUAUUGUAAGAUUUUGAAAAGUUUUUGGACUGAUGAUGUCUGAAACUUAUAUAUUUGGGAAAUCAACUUUAAAAUAUAAAAUGAAUUGCCAUUCUUGACUCAGGUCGCCAUAUAAAUAACAAAGCAACGAAAUUCAAUAAAAUAAUAUUAGUAUGUAUAAAAAUUAGAUCGUUAUCACUUUUUAUAUCGUAAACAAUAGGGAAAUAUAGUUAUUUGUGGCUUCUGGUCGCAAACAGAUAGGUAGGCCCUUUUGAUAACAUAAGUGAUUGGUGCACAGAUAGGCUAUUACCAAAAAUGUACAUAAACGAAAUAACUUUUUUAGCUAGUCGUAAUCAUUGCAUCAUUUAUUUUUAUAAUUAUAUAUUUUACCAGAUCAAUCAAAUGCAAAAGUUUAGGAACAUUACAGUGUCACAUUCCUUCCAAUUUCUUUAUUCCAUGUUAAAAGAAUUCCGUGAACAAAACAAAAAGGCUCGAUUUUUAACUAGUAUUUAUACUUCUAACGACAUAAAAUUAAGACUGGAUUACAGUGCUGCAUUUUUUUAAAUAGUAUUAGCCAUUCCUUAGAAACGAGAAUAGUUCUAAGCACUGAGCAUAACAUUAUACGGCGUGUAUUCUAACAUUCACUAACACAAUUUAUUUUCGUCACAUUGCAAUUUACAUUAUAAGGCAUUUUUGAUGCGCACACUGAAAUUAUUUCAAAGAAUUAAUUUCCAUUCAAUGCAGUGCUCAAAUUAUUAAAGUAAUUAUAUGGCGGAUUUUUUAUUUUUAUAAAAAUGAACUCUAUCGUAUUCUGAUUACAGUAUAUUCUGCUUUGUAUGUAAAAUUCUGUGUAUGAAUUAAAAAAUAGUCUGGUCAUGGUAAAUAAGGAAAUGUUUAGUACUAUAAAUAAUUUGUAUCUAUAUAUUUCAAAUAAUAUGUUGUACUACGUCUAUGUAGUAUGUAUGUGUAGGAUAAUUUGAUUUUGCUUACUUCUAGUGUUCAAUGUUAUUUUAUAUUUUUUCUUAAUGAUAAAAUGGCUGAAAGGCUGUUUUAGGGUAGAAAGUACUACUUGUAGAAUAUACUCAGUCUGAAGAGUGUUUAUGCUGUCGUCACGAUUUUCAUGUGAGUAGAUAAGCCUGUAAAUCUUGAAUUUUUUAUGUCAUCGUUGUCUGUUUUGCCUGAUAAUCUCUGCAUGCGGUUGCGGUAUUAAUCCAUAAGCAGCCAUGACAACAAAUACCACUGUAGCUAUAAUAUGCGUAGCCUAUAGUUAUAUUGUAAGUGCAAAAAGUAAUUAGUAACGAAAUCUACGUUACAUCAAAAAUAUAGAAUGGAUAAAACAGACUUAAAUUUUUAGCUUGUGUGAAACGAACUUAUGUUUUUGCAUUUUUAUUAAGUUUGAUGGCUGUAUUCUAUGACCACGAAUUCUUUCCUCGUAAUUUUUCCUGAAAUACGACAGGGGCCCGAUUCUCCUAAGUUAAUAAUGUCAAAAUCGAAUAGAAAUCGAAUCGCAAUAUGAUCGCAAUAGCAGUUUUAACCAUAUCAGGCAUUCUGCUACUAAUGAAAGACCAAUCGCCUAUUCGAUUGACAUUUGAUUGGUGUGUGAUUGGUCUGCUAUUUUAUUGAUUUUGGUCUAUAUGGUAGUUUGCCGUACAAUCAUUUUGCAAUCGUAAAUCAUUUGCAGACAAAAUGAUUCAUUAUUGAAUGACAGAAAAGGAUAAAAACGUUUAUUUCAAAGAAAAAAUAGCGGAAUGCCACAUACGCUUCAAUAGUAAUCGAAUCGGGAUUGGAUCUCAGUCGAAUCGAGUCGAACGUGAAUCGUAUGUAAAAUUAGGAGAAACUGGCCCCAGGUUGAAAAAAGGCCAUAAUUCAGCUAGAAUUACUGGAAGUGAUAUCAAGGACAAGGAAGUGACAUUUAACAUCAAAUUCCAUGUUCAAUGAUCAAUUUUAUUGAAACAAGUUCAACAAAAUAGUGCAUUUUAAAGAAGGUCCAAAAACAGUGUAAUAUGAAAUGUAUUUUGAGAUUCUUUUAGUAUUAUAUCAGUAUCUAUUUUAUCUUAUGAUUUUUUUAUAAGUCUCAAUGUCACCUUACCGCUAUAGUUGUGGGAGAUGAGUAUUUCCCUGCCAGGAGUGCCUGCUUCAUACAGCAAUAGUAUAGAUGUACUUUUAUAGAUUAGAUUUUAAGCAUUUCCAUCGACACAACGAAAUAUCGUGUGAAUGCUGUUCUAUAUGAUGAGACGACUGUUUUAUUAAUUAAAACUAUAGUUUCGUAAUAAGAGUGUUAAAUGUGGCCUUCUUUAGGUACAGACUCCACUCAAUAUAGUACAAUGCAAGCAAGUGUACCUACGUGUCCGCUUUGAUGCGUAGCCCCAUUAUGUCAUCAAGAUUACUUAGUAAGCCGAGAUCUCUCACAAGCGAAUUGUCGCUUCCCGAUCGCGUAUUGUACCUACACUUACGAACAUUCUACCAGAUGGUCAUCUCAUGAGAACAGCUGUAUGUAUUGACGCUAAUACCCCAUAAUUGUAAGAUUAUAUACACAAAGGACACUUUUUGAACAUUUUAUUAAUAUAAUUUGCCUAUUAAAUUAUUUUUCUAAAAUA